This is a messenger RNA of Verruconis gallopava, 492 nucleotides long. RefSeq lists its product as uncharacterized. The transcript has 3 exons. The coding region runs from base 1 to 492 and encodes 163 amino acids. The record is from RefSeq and is a predicted model, not a curated record. NCBI's taxonomy places the organism in Eukaryota, Fungi, Ascomycota, Dothideomycetes, Venturiales, Sympoventuriaceae.
AUGCCAGCUGAUCCGUUGCUUGACCUGAACGAGGACGGCAAGUCCUUCAAGAACCCGCCCGCAGCGUCGAGGUCGCAAGCGUAUUCGUCGUUCCCCGCGCCCAUCACCAACGGCAACCGGGCUGGCUUCGACGUCCACAUCUACUACGCUCACACCGACCCUUUCCAGUACCAAUUCGCCAAGGAGCUGUGGGAACGAAUCCGUAGGGAGUUUCCUGAGCUCAGGAUAUACAAGGUCUGGGAUCGGCCGGUGGGGCCACAUCCGAUUGCAAUGUUCGAAGUGAACGUGUUCACUCCUGAGCAGUUCGGCGCUUUCAUACCCUGGCUUGUCAUUCAUAGGGGCCCACUGAGUGCGCUGAUUCAUCCUAAUACCGGCGACGACGAGAGAGAUCACACACAACGAGCGACUUGGAUGGGUACGCCGGUACCAUUGAUUACGCAUGUGUUGCCUGGUUUCAAGGAGAUCAAGGAAAGGUUGAACUCGAGAGAUUGA